This is a messenger RNA of Zootoca vivipara (common lizard), 5482 nucleotides long. RefSeq names its product S1 RNA binding domain 1 (gene SRBD1). Gene Ontology annotation, biological process: translation; nucleobase-containing compound metabolic process. NCBI's taxonomy places the organism in Eukaryota, Metazoa, Chordata, Lepidosauria, Squamata, Lacertidae. Gene Ontology annotation, molecular function: structural constituent of ribosome; mRNA binding. The record is from RefSeq and is a predicted model, not a curated record.
ACGGGUGGGUGGUUCGCCCCUGGUCCCCCCCCCCCCAGGCGGGCUUGAAAGGCAAUGAGCCACGCAGCGGGCAGGCGAGCGGGUUGGGGCGGCUAAGGAAUCCUCCGACCGUAGAGGCACAGAGGGUGGGGUGGGGGGCGCGUGUGGGAUCCCUGCACCAUGGCGCCACAUAGGCUUAAGACGGCCCUGCAAGCGAGGAACUGCCAUUGAGCACAGCGAGCCAAAACGCGCGUAAUUACGCACGGGAUUGACCUCAUCCUUAAAUCGCUAGGGAUGCUCAGGUCACCAGAGGCACGCUCCUGGGUUUCUCUCUUGGCAAGGGGCGAGCUGGGGAACAAGAAGAUCCCCCUCCCUUACUCCCUCCCUCCGCCCCUGGCUCCCUAAGCACUCGACUUUCUUUCCUGAUUGGAGCCGGGGCUGUUCCGGGGCCUCGUCGCGCCGCGCUGCAAUCACUUCCUGCUCCUCCCCUUCGACGCUCGCCUUGCCGGGACUUGGAGAGCCUGGGUUUCCUCCGCAGGCUCCGGUGGCGCUGCGCGCCGUUUUCAAACGCCAAGCCUGCAGCCGCGAUUGGAGGGGCGCAAGGAGAAGGCGUCGCCUUUAAAAAAACCAAAACACCCGGCUCUUUGCGCAAUCGGGAAACACCCGCAACGGGAAGAUGUCGGCUCUGCAUAGAAGAGCUAGAACAGCACCAAAACCAGGAAUUCCAGAAGAUGAGCUGCCUUCCUUCCUUAAAUCAUCUUCAGAAUCGGAAGAGGAAACAAACGAAGAGGAAUGGGAGCCCAAAAAGAAAGUUGCAAGGAAGGCCAGGGUGCCCAAAGCAAAAGUGCCGAGAGCGAAAAAACCCACUGCAGCUGCCCAGAAGAAACCAGCUGUGCCUAGGAAAAGGACCAAGAAGGUGGCAGUAAAAGAGGAAUUGGACACAUCGGUGCCAAUUGCUGCUCCUGGGGGGAACGAAGAUGCGUUUCAUCUGCUGCAGCCUAAAGAGGAGGAAGAUGUCGAGCCGAGAUCUGCAGCCCGCAAGCUCCCCGUGAAAGGACGCCCAGCUCACAGCCUGGAAAACGCCGAAGGACCCUCCACAAGUGCCGCGGCAACGAAACGGAAAGUGAAGUCGGAAGAGCCUGAAGAAGAUUUUACAUUCGACGAGCCUCCUUUAAAAAAACCAAAAUCAGCCACAUGUCCUCAGGGAAAGCCUGUGAAAUGUGCAGCGAGUGCAAAAUUGGACGAAGAACAUAAAAUGAACUGGGACAUUGUGCAGGUCUUGUCGCAAAGGACUGGUGUUGAAGAAUGGGUGUGUGCGAACAUAAUCCGCCUCUUCAACGAUGACAAUACUAUUCCUUUCAUUGCCCGGUAUCGAAAAGAGCUUAUAAACAACAUGGAGGCCGAUGCGUUGCGUGAAGUGCAGCAGACGCUGGAAGAACUACAGACUGUCGCGAAAAAGGUUCAUGCUUCGAUCCAGAAGCUUAAGAAAGAAGGAAAGCUCUCGGAAAGCCUUUUGACUGCUUUAUUAAACUGCAGAACCUUGGAGGAGUUGGACCACGUGUAUGCGCCGUAUAAAACGGGAGGCAAAGGAACAAAAGCACAAAGAGCCAGGCAACUGGGAUUAGACCAUGCUGCAAAUUUGCUCAUUGAGAACCCAAGAGAACUCAACCUACACUCUUAUGUCAAGCCCAGUGUCGAAGGUCUUUCCACGGUUGAGGAAGUAAAAUCUGGAGUGCAGCACAUCUUGGCUGACAUGAUUGCUAAAGAUAAAGAGACGCUGGAUUUCAUCAGAGAUUUAUGCCAAAGGAAGUACAUUUGUAUUCAGUCAUCUUUGGCAAAAGUGACCUCGAAAAAGGCCAACGAAAAAGAUGUCAACAAGUUUCACCUGUACCAGAAUUUUUCUUGCAACAUAAAGAAUAUUCAGCAUCACCAGAUUCUAGCCAUUAACCGGGGGGAGAAUCUCAAAGUCCUGACAGUGAAGGUCAACGUUCCUGACGGCGUGAAGUUUGAAUUCUGUAGGUGGUGUGUAAAUGCAAGAUGGAGACCAAAGGCCUAUGCGCAGCCUGAAUUAAUGGAGCUUCUGCGAUAUUCAACAGAAGACUCCUACAAGCGCCUUAUUUAUCCGCUUCUCUGCAGAGAAUUCAGAUCUAAAUUGACUUCAGACGCAGAGAAGGAAUCUGUAAUGAUGUUUGGAAGGAACCUCCGCCAGUUGCUUCUCAUGAGCCCUGUAAGAGGACGGACCUUGAUGGGAGUUGAUCCUGGCUACAAACAUGGUUGCAAACUGGCCAUCAUUUCACCAACCAGCCAAAUACUUCAUACUGAUGUUGUCUAUUUACACUCUGGUAAAGGAUUCCGUGAAGCUGAGAAGAUACGGACACUUCUGCUGGAUUACAACUGUGGCACCGUUGUGAUUGGCAAUGGAACGGCUUGUAGGGAAACAGAAGCUUACUUUGCUGACUUGAUUACGAAGAAAUACUUUGCGCCUUUGGAUGUCACUUACUGCAUUACCAACGAAGCAGGAGCCUCAAUAUACAGUGUUAGUCCAGAAGCUACCAAGGAGAUGCCUGAUUUAGAUCCUAACCUACGAAGUGCAGUUUCCAUUGCGAGACGAGUACAGGACCCAUUAGCUGAGCUAGUGAAAAUUGAGCCCAAACACAUUGGAGUUGGAAUGUACCAGCAUGAUGUAUCUCAGAACCUGCUCAAAGCAACCCUAGACAGCGUGGUGGAGGAAUGUGUCAGCUUUGUCGGAGUUGAUAUUAACAUCUGCUCAGAAAUAUUAUUAAGACACAUUGCAGGACUUAAUGCCAACAGGGCUAAAAAUAUAGUUGAAUGGCGAGAGAAGAAUGGAGUGUUCAUCAAUCGGGAGCAGCUCAAGGAUGUCAAAGGACUGGGUCCGAAAUCCUUUCAGCAAUGUGCUGGCUUUAUCAGGAUUAACCAGGAGCACAUCAGAACUCAUUGCAGUCAACAGGGUGAGCUUGCAGCUGAGGGUCAUAAAGCAGCUGCAAACGAGAAGCAGGGUAAGAAGAAAACCAAAGCGGCAGUAAACAUCAUUCGACGGCCAAAUCCUUUGGAUCAAACUUGCAUCCACCCAGAAUCAUAUAAUAUUGCAAUGAGGUUUUUAACGCUCAUUGGAGGGAGCCUCAGCGAUAUUGGAAAGUCAGUCAUGCGGCAAAAUGUGGAUGUCAUAAUUAAUAAUGAAGGGCUGGAAGGAAUUGCAAAAAAGUUGAAUACAACGGGGCAAACACUGCAAAUAAUAAUCGAUGGGCUAACUCAACCUGAAGGCUUUGACAUCCGAAAAGAUUUUGAUAAACCUGAUUUCAAGAGGAGCAUCGUUUGUCUUGAAGACUUAAAAGUUGGAACUAUUCUGACAGGAAGAGUUGUGAAUGCUACUCUAUUUGGAGUCUUUGUUGACAUCGGCGUUGGUAGAGCAGGAUUGAUUCCCAUCCGGAACAUAACCGAGGACAAGCUUUCCAAAGAAAAGAAAAGGAGGAGUCUUGGCCUGGGCCCGGGAGAAAAAGUUGAAGUCAGAGUACGCGAAAUUGACAUUCCACGAUCCAGAAUAACACUGGACCUUAUACGUGUAUUGUGAGCAGUCUGUUGGCACUUUUCAUUACAAGGGCUACUAUCUUAUCACGACGAGCAGAGUGCAGCUGAAAAGAGGGCCAAUUCAGGCUGUCGGCAGCCUGGACCGCGAUGGGGAGCCUAGAAGCUCAGGAUCUGGCCAGAAAUUUGCACACUCCCGACUGUAUGAAACAAUGCUAUGAUUUGUGGCAGGGUUGAGCAACCUGUGGCCCUCCAGAUGUGGUUAGACUCCAACUCUGGUCCAUCUCAGCUGGCAUGGACAGCGGCCAGAGGUGAUGGGAAUUGUAGUUUGACAUCUGGAGUGCCACCCCUGAUUCAUGAUGUGGGAGGCUAUAUACAUGGCUACUGCAGUUUGUACGAGCCAGUAAAAAAUUGCGAAAAAUCCAAAUGGCUUUCGAAUUCCAAGACGUGAUUCUGUGGGGGCCCACUAAGUGUCGGAACUGAGUCUCAGUUUCUCCAGUGGAGGAAAAAUCACUAAAUCUAGCAAUUUAAAACUGCCGGUUCAUGUUUAGAUGCAGAAAUUCUUGAUUUCUAACAGUUUCAUCUUUCCUGUACUUGCAUGUCUUUCCUUGCAGAGAUGGACAGAAAUACAAUGCUGGAACAAUUGAACAGGCCUUAGAUCAGGCUUCCUCAAACUUAGCCCUCCAGAUGUUUUUGGCCUACAACUCCCAUGAUCCCUAGCUAGCAGGACCAGUGGUCAGGGAUGAUGGGAAUUGUAGUCUCAAAACAUCUAGAGGGCCGAAUUUGAGGAAGCCUGCCUUAGAUGUAUGGAAUGUAUUGAGCUCCAGAAACUGGUCGGCAGGUCCCACUUUUCCACUUGGCAAUUCUAUUAGGAAGGCUUAUUAGGUCUCCCUCCCCAUCGCGCACACUUUCCUGCUACCCAAGCCAACCUCACUUUUCUACUCAUAAUCAAAAGGCGUGUCAGAAGCCACCCUAGCUCUCACCCACGGUAUCAUGUAAUGCUACAAUGAUAUCAUGUGAUUGGCAGGGGGUUAUCCUGCCCACCUGUCAAAUUUGGCCCACACGGCUGAUCCUGAUAAAAGAUUAGUUCCAUGGAGCCAAAAAGGUUCCACACCCCGAUAUAAACACAUGAAGUGGUACAACCCUGGCAGAGGUUUAUUCCUGGGCAUUGGUGGUUUUAGAGUAAGCAUUUGUUGUUUAGUCGUUUAGUCGUGUCCGACUCUUUGUGACCCCAUGGACCAUAGCACGCCAGGACCAUAGCACUUGUUCUAGACUUGAACAAAAACCUAUUAAAUUUGGGAUUCCUCUUGCUUGGUUUGUUGCAGAUUAAAUUGUUGUUUCUGUUCAGCUUCAAAAAAGAAUGUUUCCUGGAUCUGUUUCUAAGAUGUUUCUUUAAAAGUCAAAGGGUGGGUGGUUGCUAGUUUAGAAUUUCAAAAAAAGAAGAAGUUAUGUGAAAGGAAGGUUGUCUAAAUCCGGGAUAAUUGUAGGAACUGCAGUGCCAACCUAUUGAAAUGAGAUUUGUAAUCAACAAAUGCAGAUUUUUUUGGUAUAUAUUUUUAGCUGCAGGAUAUAAUAAUUAUUUUUUAAUUUACUUUGUUGAUGAACAACAUGGAAAUGUUUUCAUCAAGACUAGAAACUUUGUCCAAUGGUAUCUUUUGAAAAUCUUUUAUUAAAAAAUGUCAACUUUAUUCUUUGCUUGAGUGUUUCCCUCCAUUUGUUUCAUCAAUUUGUUUGUUUCAUUUAUAUAACACAUUUUUCUUCCAAGGAGCUGAACCUGGCCUGUACUUGGUUCUCCUCCUCACCAUAGCCCUGUGAAGUACAAGAAAGAUCUUUUACAAGAAAGAAGAUUCCACCUAAACAUUAGGAAGAACUUCCUGACAGUAAGAGCUGUUCGGCAGUGGAAUUUGCUACCAAGGAGUGUGGUGGAGUCUCCUUCUUUGGAGGUCUUUAAGCAGAGGCU